Cladophialophora psammophila CBS 110553 is the source of this 3558-nucleotide messenger RNA. RefSeq lists its product as uncharacterized. Gene Ontology annotation, biological process: mRNA stabilization; positive regulation of translation. The coding region runs from base 1 to 3558 and encodes 1185 amino acids. The record is from RefSeq and is a predicted model, not a curated record. Lineage: Eukaryota; Fungi; Ascomycota; Eurotiomycetes; Chaetothyriales; Herpotrichiellaceae. Gene Ontology annotation, molecular function: RNA cap binding. The transcript has 3 exons. Gene Ontology annotation, cellular component: cytoplasmic stress granule; cytosol.
AUGGCAUCCUCCUCAGGCGCAGCAGCGCCAGUAUUUUCAUAUGCACAGGCCGCAAAGGGCCUCACAUCGGCAGCUUCAACCCAGUCGGCGUCGAGGAACGAAAGCCCAGCGGCCUCUGACAAGAGUGUCAAGGAUCGGUCCGUGACUGAAACGACUAAUUCAACUUCCACACUCAAGUCUCCUCGACCGAGGUCUGAACCUGAGGACAAAUCGAGCGGGGAGGGCGCUGCAUUCAAGUCUUCGCCAGAAGCAGAGCGUUCUGCGUCCAAGUCAACACAAGAAGAUACAGACAAAGAAGGCAUAAUGCAAAUUCAGCAUGUUGCGACAUACAGUAACGCUGAGGCAUCACCUGUGGCACAUGUCGAAACUCCCAAUGUUGCGCCCCCCCAAGAUCAACAGAAACGUGAUGCUGCACCACAACUUCCCAAUGGAAGAUCAUUGUCUUCAGAAGAGCUGCCUGUCUCUACCUCAAACGACAAAUCUGCUCUUUCCGUCACUGAAAAGAAAUCCAAGGACGGCGAAGAUGACUGGGAGAAGGUCUCAGUACCUUCGAUGAGUGCGGAGACACAAUACAAAGCUGCCCCUAUCCCGACGGUCAACGUUUGGCAAGUGCGCAUAGAAGCUCAAGCCGCAAAGAUGAAAGGGUUGGAACAGCAACGAGCGUUAGUUUCCACCACCCCUAAUCAACAACCAAAGCCCAAAUCUAGCAGUGAAGAUCCUAAACGGAAGUCUCUCAGCAAAGAUAUUGGCGGUUCUGAGAAAGAAGGCAAGAAUGUCGAUGGCGCCAGAGCCGUCAACAGGAAAGAUAUGCCGUCCGCUCGUUCCUCUAGACCUGCUUCUCAGCAUGGCGAAAAGGGCGACUCUGACGCGCCGCCGCCGGUAGAUGACACACAGUCAUGGCCAACCCCGGAAAAUUCCAAUGUUGAAGAACGACGCAAAUCGGCUUCCUUCGAGAGGACGGAUAAGCUCGACGUCAAACCCGGUUCUCAGAAAUCCCACAGUAACAAAUGGGUCGCGGUUCCGUUCGUUCCUACAGCCAAGUUCGAAACACAGCUUCCACCAUCUGCGGCGCGACGAGGCGGAAGAGUGGGUGGAAGAGGAAGAGAUAACGGCAGUCGUGGGGGUGGCUAUGUGGGUUCUGCCGCAGAAAAGCAAGACGGGACCACCUCCAUGGGGCCACCUCCAGUACCAAGACAGUCUGGCGAACAAGACCGCGGCCGUAGACCUGAAGGGGAACGUGGUGCACGCGGUGCGUCCGUUCCCACUAGCAGCACUCGACCUACAAGUGGUGAAGAUAGAAAUUCUGCGUUUUGGAAGUCUUCCGCGGCCUACACCAAGGAUCAACCAGCAGCCGAAAACGUCCCAACGAACCCAACUGCACCUCAGCAGAAUCUUGAGGACCAAACUCCAAGGGCUGAUCACAGCUCCAGGUCUUCUUCUAGACAUACUGGGAACGUUGGCGGUCGGAUGAUUAACGGAGAAGGAAACACCUCAGUCGAACAAGUGACUGGCGCUUACAACCAGACUAGCGAACCCAUCGCUCGCUAUUCAUUCACUUAUGACCGAUACAAAGGUUCCGGAACAAGUGGAGCCCGAAGUACGGGUGAAUUUGGCAGAGACCGCGGCUCUGGCAGAAACCGAGACUGGCCUAGGGACAAACCUGACUCGGCUCGCGAGAAAGUUGAAUCCUGGCGGGAUCGGGAGGCCUCUGGUGAUCAGAGCAAUCGACGUGAGCCUCGAUCCGAGCGCGGACGUGGUUUUCGCGGCCGGGGCAACAACAACUACAACCCGCCAUUCACUCCGGCUCAUGCUUACACAUCCCCUCUUCCGCAAAAUGGAUUCGAACCUCCGUCAAGAUCUAAUUCGCAUACUGAGACUCGCUCAAGGCAAGCGUCGCAGCCUUUUGUGCCAACUCAAGCAUCAAACACAUCGCGCACAAACCCACGUUCGCAAUUCAUUUCUGUUGGUAUGAUGUUCACAGGCUAUUACAAUGGCAUGCCGGCCAUGCCACAAGGUCUCCCGACCAUUCAGACCGACAUGUCAAUCUAUGGUUACCCCUCACAUAUGCAGAUGCAACCAAGUAUCAUGAGUGCAAUGCCGUACAAUGAUCCCCUUAACUCGUACGCUUUGUUGUCAAUGGUUAUGACCCAGAUCGAGUACUACUUCUCAAUUGACAACCUUUGUAAGGAUCUGUUUCUGAGGAAGCAUAUGGACGGUCAAGGUUACGUCCCGCUCGGCGUUAUCGCGAAUUUCAAGCGUAUCAAGACUCUUACUGAGGAUAACAUGACCAUGGACAACCUUCGUUAUGUCUGCCAACAGGUGAAGAGCGUGGAGUUCCUACCGGGGACUGAUGGGGAUGAUCGACUCCGUCGUCGCGAAGGCUGGCGUGAUUUCGUUCUUCCCGUGGAGGAGAGAUUUGAAUCAGCCCGCAAUGAAGGGCCUUUGCAUAACCCGGAUUCUUACAAUCGCACAGCACCCCCAGACCAGGUUGGUCUACAUGAUCCGUCCUUUGCCUUCGGUCAAUUGCGUAGUCCGCAGCUGACCGUGGGUUCCAGCAAUGGAACGUUCCACGCAAAUUCGCCGAUGUCGUAUAUUCCUGUGCUGCCAACGGAGAGUCAGGUUUCCGGGGAGCCGCUUGUCCGCUCAUUCGAAGAUGGUUCUAGCGAUGGAACAGAGAGGCCUUCGCUCGUAUCUUACCAGCAUAUUGCUCCAGCUGCUGUGCAAUCCCCUCAGCAUCACGCUUCGGAGCCCCUGAGCAACAUUGUCAAUGGUCAUCGUCGACAGAGUUCCCGCGCCGACAUUGAGGACAACAUUUUCCCAGAUGAGCAGAUCCCGAAUGUCAAUAUCCGCAUGCAACCAAGCGUUCUCAAUGGCGCAGCCCCGUCUUUCCCCGGUAUCGCUCGCAUCCCUUCUGCUGGAUCUUCUAGUGGACAGAAUGAAGGCAACAAUGUGCCACUGGACCUGGACCAAGCUCGUCUCCCGAGUUUGCGCGGCGGAGCCAGUAGUCCACAGCAGCUCGAGCAGUUCCGCAGCUUAUCUUUCAGCGCUCCGUACACUAUCCCCACAGGCGAUGAGAACAUUAUCUACUUCACCAAAGAUGGCCAAGAAACCCAACUGCCGCCUCCACAGCCAGGGCAGUUUGACCAGACCUAUUUAUCACUCCAUGACAUGGCAUUCCAGCAGCGCCAAAUAGGAGUGGAAGGGGCUCUAGAGCCUCUUUACAAUUUCUGGACCGAUUUCCUUGUUGACAAGUUCAAUGUCGGCAUGUACCAGGAAUUUAAAACAACUGCCGCCGGCGAUUUGCAAGAAGGCAAUGAUAGCGGCAUGUCGCACCUUGUGCGUUAUUUUGGCAAGCUCUUAUCUGCACCUGUUCCGAUCAGUGAACGUCUUGCCUCCGACAUGGUCACUCUUUAUCGGGAAGAAAACCCCGAUAAACGUCUCAUUUUCCAAACCUUGCGAGCUGCCUGGCGCAACGGAGCCACAAACAUGAAAACUAUCAAAAGACUCGGUGACAUCCUCACUGCUGAGGAAAAGGCCGAACUCGACAAGAGUGGCUAA